Molecule: messenger RNA, 417 nt
Organism: Pisolithus orientalis
Lineage: Eukaryota; Fungi; Basidiomycota; Agaricomycetes; Boletales; Pisolithaceae
Exons: 5
Coding region: 1-417 (138 amino acids)
Source: RefSeq, a predicted model, not a curated record
AUGGCCAGUUUAGGUGGCAGUGGAGAGGUGUCUGGCAUAGAGAAAGGGAUUUUGGAUACUAGGAGGAGAUGGGGCUCUGUGUUAGGGUUCUUUGGAAGGGAGGGCUGGAAGAUGGUCUCAUUCAUGAAGACUGGGGAGGAUGCGAAGGUUCAUGUAGGGAUGGGUGCUGAAGGUGGUAUCCAGAACUUGAAAGUAUUGGAAGAUACUUGUGAGCCUCAGAAAAGGCCCUACAAAAUGUUCUCAUUCCGAUGGUGUGAUGCAAUGAUGGUAAUUUCGGUGACAUAUCUGAGAUCAAGCUUCCAAGCACGAUCUCAGCUUCCAGUACCAGAGGCAGCAGAUGCGAGCCCAGGGUUACUAUAUGACUGGCCUUCAACAGACAUCACCACAUCCACCCCUGCUUCUUCCAAACACUUCUGA